Branchiostoma belcheri (Belcher's lancelet) is the source of this 1473-nucleotide messenger RNA. Its product is annotated as bcl-2-like protein 1. Gene Ontology annotation, cellular component: mitochondrial outer membrane. Gene Ontology annotation, molecular function: protein homodimerization activity; protein heterodimerization activity. NCBI's taxonomy places the organism in Eukaryota, Metazoa, Chordata, Leptocardii, Amphioxiformes, Branchiostomatidae. The transcript is spliced from 3 exons. The record is from RefSeq and is a predicted model, not a curated record. Gene Ontology annotation, biological process: negative regulation of intrinsic apoptotic signaling pathway; extrinsic apoptotic signaling pathway in absence of ligand; intrinsic apoptotic signaling pathway in response to DNA damage. The coding region runs from base 512 to 1057 and encodes 181 amino acids.
UUUUCUAUUCGUUCCUGUCAAUCCGACCCUCGGACAUUUAAACAGGGGUACAGGUCUGGCCCUACCUACCGUUUCAGGUGCUAUUUUAAGCCCAAAACGCAGAUUUUUGCCCCAAAUCGCGGCGAUUUUGACGGAUCUGCGACCACGCCCUAACUUUUUCUCCCCACGCAGCGCCCAUUGUGCUGUGUAGUGGCCGGCGAACGUGGUUUAGGCUCCGAGGAUUCGGGUUUGGGACGCCCGUAGUGAGCCCCCUUCCCGUUCUGAACUUGCUGAUUCACAUUUCCAGGGCUUCCGGACUGCCAGCAAGGACUUGGGAGGUACGUUAGCCUCCCUGUGUGUGGGUGCUGGAUCGGUGUUGGUGGGAUUCGAACCAGCAACCUCGGGUUUCCCAGCGAGGAGGGUGGUCUUCUUCGCAGCCAAGCAAGUGCCAGGAUCUGUGCGGAAAAACGUGAUUCCUUGGGAGUUCUGCUGGACCUAACGGAAAACAAAAACGGAGGGUAGUCAUCUAACCAUGGUGACAUCGGAUUCCCGGUCUAUUGUGACCGACUAUGUCUUUUACAAACUGAACAAAAAGGGGCUCCCCUGGCCAUCGGCGCCCCCCCUCCCCCCACCUACGGACGCUCACCGACUCAUGAGAGAACUCGGCGACAAGUUCGAGGAGAGAUACCGAGAGCAGUUCGACGAAAUGGGCGACCAACUGCACCUAACUCCCGACACGGCCUACCAGAAGUAUCACAAUGUCGUAGCGGAGCUUUUCAGAGAGGGUGUUCGGUGGGGCAGGCUUGUGGCCCUGGUGGCUUUCACAGGCGCUUGCACCGUGGUCGCUGUGGAACGGGAAAUGCCUCAAUUCGUGGACAGAUACGUGGACUGGACUGUACAGUAUAUAGACAACAAUUUGGCGCAGUGGCUACAAGAAAAUGGAGGCUGGGAGGGGUUCGAGGACUUUGCGAGAAAAGCGCGGUCCAACGAGAAGGACGAGAACUCGUGGUGGUGGCGCGGAAUUCUCAUGGGCGCCAUGGCGGUAACGGCGGUGGGAGCGAUCGUCGCAAGAUCGUAAAGCGUCGGGAAAAUUUUAAAAAGCGGACACGAGUCGAGCAACCUACUGUGGAUCAGGCCUGGAUGCUACGUUAUGAUAAUGAUAAUAUUAUUUAUUUGAACAAAAAAAGAGAAAAAAGAACUUAUAUUUUCUGCUUCUGGCUAUUAAUAUUAAUGUUACAUUUAUGUGUAGAUUGAAUAGUAGCAAUGUGUAGCGAUCUUUGCCGAUAUAUGAUAUCCUGAACUGCUACUAUGUGGCAAAGACUCACAUGACCAUUCCUUGUCAUCGACUUAUAAUUUUAUUGCUUGAAGAGUACUAAGGUAAUGCUCUCACUUCUGUAAUAUAUGUACAAAAUGCCUCGCAAUGCAGAAAUGUUCUAACUAUUUAUUUCACUGGUAGAUGAAGGCAUGUUGAAGAACACAAGACCACUGAUGUAC